Molecule: messenger RNA, 558 nt
Organism: Rhododendron vialii
Lineage: Eukaryota; Viridiplantae; Streptophyta; Magnoliopsida; Ericales; Ericaceae
Exons: 1
Coding region: 1-558 (185 amino acids)
Source: RefSeq, a predicted model, not a curated record
AUGCCUUUCGGAUUGACGAAUGCCCCAGCUACUUUCAUGGACUUGAUGAAUCGUAUCUUUCGUACGUAUCUUGAUCGUUUUGUGGUUGUAUUCGUCGAUGACAUCCUUAUUUACUCGCCUACGGAGGAGGAACACCAAUCACAUCUUACCAUUGUUCUUGAACUCUUGAGAGAGCACCAAUUAUCCGCUAAACUUAGUAAGUGUGAGUCUUGGUUGUCCGAGGUCAAAUUUUUGGGUCACAUGGUUUCGAAAGGUGGAGUGUCCAUUGAUCUGGGGAAGAUAGAGACCGUUAUGAAUUGGCAACGACCAAAGAACGUGUUUGAAAUCCGUAGUUUCUUGGGUUUGGCCGGGUACUACCACCGUUUUGUUCUUGACUUCUCUCAUUUAAUGGCACCAAUGACUAGAUUAACUCGUAAGGGGACUCGUUUUGUUUGGAAUGACUCGUGUGAGGUGGCUUUUGAGGAAUUGAAGAGGAGGUUGACUAUUGCACCGGUUUUGAUUGUGCCUGAACGUAGAGUUGUCUACUCCGUAUAUUGUGAUGCAUCUAAGGAGGGAUAG